AUGGUCAAGAUCGACGGACAGACCUUUAUCGUGUCAGGAGGUGCCUCCGGACUGGGGUUCGGAGCUGUACAGGAGAUCGUCGCUGCGGGUGGCUCCGUUGCCAUCAUUGAUCGAGAUGCAAGCGCAGAGCAGAAGGUGGUGAAUGAACUUGGAGCAGACAAAUGCCUAUUUCAUGAGACCGACGUGGGAUCAUCAGAGAGUAUUGCAAAGGCGGUUAGCAACAUUGUGGAAUGGAUUGGAAAAACUGGUCGUCCACUUGGGGGAAUUGUCACCGCAGCUGGAAUCGGAAUUCCAACAAUGGCUAUCUCCGAGGAUGGGGAGCCCUUGAACAUGGAACAUUGGGACACAGUGUUUCGAGUCAAUGUGCGUGGUAGCAUUGCUCUGGCGACACAGUUACUCCCACACUGGACACAGGCAGCCAAAGCGACACCAGAUGCCGAUCAUGGCGCAAUCAUUUUCAUAUCUUCCAUCACCGCGUUCGAGGGUUCCCAUAUGAUGGCGGCUUACUCGUCGUCCAAGGCAGCUCUGAUGGGCGCUGUCUUGCCUCUUGCUAGAGAUCUUUCUCCCCAUGGCAUUCGUGUCGUGGCCAUAUCCCCGGGAGCAUUUCAGACCCCGUUGUAUGAGAGGUUGCCGGAGCCGAUCAAAGCAGAUCAGAUUCGCUCGAUAGCAUUCCCAAAACGCCCAGGCAACCCGAGACAGCAUUUUGCUCCGCUUGUCAAGCAUAUUCUUGAGAAUGAGUAUAUCAAUGGCACCACUCUGAGAAUCGAUGGGUCCAUGCGGACGCCGUGGCCAUAG
Molecule: messenger RNA, 795 nt
Organism: Exophiala mesophila
Lineage: Eukaryota; Fungi; Ascomycota; Eurotiomycetes; Chaetothyriales; Herpotrichiellaceae
Exons: 3
Coding region: 1-795 (264 amino acids)
Source: RefSeq, a predicted model, not a curated record